AUGCACAAGCGGGUCAAGGUGUGCAUCCGCGUGCGGUCAGCCUCGAAAGAUCAUGCAGGCAUCCAAGUCAACGAACAAGAAAAGACAAUUAGUGUGUUAAACCAACUGAAUGGCAACGGCACGUGCUUUCACUUUGACGAUGUCCUCGGCAGCCAAGUGACCCAAGAGCAAGUGUAUCAGCGCGUGGCGGCGGAAGCGUCCGAGAGUGUCCUCCACGGGUACAACGGAACAGUCAUGGCAUACGGGCAAACCGGCGCUGGGAAGACCUUUACCAUGUCUGGCGGCAAGACCAGCUUCUCGGACCGUGGCAUCUGCGCGCGCUCCAUCGCAAGUGUAUUUCAAGCAAUCCAAAACGACAGCGAGCACACGUAUAGCGUCCGCGUGUCGUACGUUGAGAUCUACAACGAGCAACUGUACGACUUGUUGGACUUUUCCGAGCACGAUACCAACCACAAGGACCUCGUCGUGCAAGACAAUGACAAAGGUCAAACGUUCGUCAAGGGACUGGCAAAACCCAUCGUGGACAACGAAGGGGCAGCCCUGGACUUUCUCUUCCAAGGCGACACCAACCGCACCAUCGCAGAACAUUGCCUUAACAGUGCAUCCACUCGGUCGCACUGUAUUUUCAGUGUGCACAUUGAAAAACGGAGUUGCCACGACACCACGAGUCCCGUCGUCGAGAGCAAACUCAACUUGGUCGACUUGGCUGGCUCGGAGCGCAUGAAGAAGACGCUGGUGACAGGGACCAUGCUCAAAGAAACGAUGCACAUCAACAAAUCGCUGACCUUUCUCGAGCAAGUCGUGAUUGCCCUCGGCGACCACAAGCGCGAGCACAUUCCGUACCGCCAAACCACGCUGACAAACAUCUUGAAGGAUUCGCUGGGCGGAAACUGCCGUACGCUUCUGAUUGCAUGUGUGUGGCCGGACGAGUCGCAGAAUGACCAAACCCUUGCGACCCUCAAAUUUGCCACGCGCAUGAUGCGAGUCAAGACGUCCGCGGUCGUGAACGUGAGCCAAGAGCAGCACAUCCAGGCCAAAAAGCUCACGGACGAAAUCAAACGCCUCAAGGGGGAGCUGGCCCUCCACGACACUCUCGCCGGACGGAGCCGUGUCGUGUACGAUGCCAUGUCCCCAGAGCAGAUGGCGGAAAUGAAAGCGGCGAUCGAGCGCUUUGUGGCUGGCGACGGCAGUCAAGGUCUUCUUCCCGUGGUGAAUGUCGUGCAAGUCCAGACGCUGUUUCAGCUGUUUCGCCAAGUGGCUCUGGAGCACAAAGCGGCGGCGGGGCCAGAGGUCGACGGGAUGCCUCCAGCACAACCAACGAUCGUCGAGUCCCCAGUAACAUCCCUCGACCACAAGGAAGACGACUCCAAUGACAACGCACUGCUACACCAACAACCUUCCGACAUUCAACCAUCGACGCGAACAGACGACGAGCCAGAACGAACCAACGACGACGCCGCGUUGUUGGACGAGUUCAAACAGCAUUUGGCGGCGCAAUUGGAACAAGCCAAACAGAACUUUCGAAAGGCCAAGAAACAGGCCGUGCAAUGCGCCACCGACGUGAACUUGGCCAAAAGUGACAUUGACGCGUUGUCCAAAGCACUAAGCACGUCCAGUGACGACGACCAGCGGGAGCUACUGGGGCAACUCAAGGAUGCCAAGAAGACGUACCGGACAGCGUUCGACCGGCUCACGGAUGCCCAAGCAGAACUGACUUAUUUAAAAAAGACCAAAGACCAACUGGUUGCAAGCGCCGCGACGGAUUUCGACACAUGGAAACGCGCACGAACAGCCGGCCAUCAUGCGCAAAGGGCAACCUCAAUGUGA
Aphanomyces astaci is the source of this 1827-nucleotide messenger RNA. RefSeq lists its product as hypothetical. Gene Ontology annotation, molecular function: ATP binding; microtubule binding; microtubule motor activity. Gene Ontology annotation, biological process: microtubule-based movement. The record is from RefSeq and is a predicted model, not a curated record. Lineage: Eukaryota; Oomycota; Saprolegniomycetes; Saprolegniales; Verrucalvaceae. The transcript has 9 exons. The coding region runs from base 1 to 1827 and encodes 608 amino acids.